CCGAAACGACAAAGGGCGUACUCAAUUCAAGAAAAUUUCCUAACUGAAUCUGACCGAAACUGAAGUCAGGUAACCUCACAAAAGUCCUGGCAUACAUGUCUACUUCCUAGCCACCUGUUUCCUCAGCGUGAUUCCUGCCUGCCCCAGUGAACCCUAUCUUACAGCUGUAGCAUGCAUUUUUCUGCCUCAUGUUUACAGCACUGGAUAUCAAGAUUUACCCCUCCACAGUAAUAAGUACAGCACAGAUAUCAAGAUUCACCGCAGUUGAGGAUCAACCUUCCGAUCAGGUUAUUCGACUCUCCGAGAGGACCACUCAAAAGUUAUCGGAAAGUUCAUUCCAGAUGAAGUGCAACAACAGUGAUGAGGGUAUAGUGAUGGUGAUGGUGAUAUGAUCUGAAAGAGAUGGAAAAACACAUACGCCCACAAAUAGCGUACAUCCACAGUCAUAAACACUCCCUUCAUAGAUGGUGAUGGUGAUGGUGAUGGUGAUGGUGAUGGUGAUGGUGAUGGUGAUGGUGAUGGCGAUGACGAUGAUGAUGACGGACUACCUUCAUAGAUGGUGAUGGCGAUGGUGAUGGUGAUGGUGAUGGUGAUGGUGAUGGUGAUAUGGCGAUGGCGAUGGCGAUGACAAGGACGAUGAGCGGACUACCUUCAUAGAUGGUGAUGGUGAUGGUGAUGGUGAUGGCCAUGGCCAUGGCUAUGGCUACUGCAAGGGCGAGGGCGAGGGCGAGGGCGAGGGCGAGGGCGAGGGCGAGGGUGAUGGCGAUGGCGAUGGCGAUGGUGAGGAUGAUGUGAUAGUGCUAUGGUCUGCAAGAGCUGGAAAUCAUAAGCCCAUAGAAAAAACGUAAGCCCACAAAUAGCAUACAUCCACAGUCAUAACACUCCCUUCAUAGAUGGUGAUGGUGACGGUGAUGGCUCGUGAUGGCAGACUCCCUUUAUAGAUGGUGAUGGUGAUGGUGAUGGUGAUGGUGAUGGUGAUGGUAGUGGCCAUGGCUAUGGCUAUGGCUAUGGCUGUUGCUGUGGCUGUGGCUAUGGCUAUGGCUAUGGCUAUGGUGAUGGUGAUGGUGAUGGUGAUGGUGAUGGUGAUGGCUAUGGCUAUGGUGAUGGUGAUGGUGAUGGUGAUGGCUAUGGCUAUGGUGAUGGUGAUGGUGAUGGUGAUGGUGAUGGUGAUGGCUAUGGCUAUGGUGCAUUGGUAAUGGCGAUUCUGCAAAAACUGGAAAACAUAAGCCCAUAACAGAA
Molecule: messenger RNA, 1239 nt
Organism: Chara braunii
Lineage: Eukaryota; Viridiplantae; Streptophyta; Charophyceae; Charales; Characeae
Source: the annotation of a GenBank genome assembly